Molecule: messenger RNA, 1189 nt
Organism: Alnus glutinosa
Lineage: Eukaryota; Viridiplantae; Streptophyta; Magnoliopsida; Fagales; Betulaceae
Product: pentatricopeptide repeat-containing protein At4g38150-like
Exons: 1
Coding region: 83-1081 (332 amino acids)
Molecular function (GO): protein binding
Source: RefSeq, a predicted model, not a curated record
CCUUCGCGACUGAAUCUGAAAGCACUAAAAGGCUUUAAACGCGCUUAAAAAGGCACACAGAGCGCGACAAUAAAGAUCAUCAAUGGCGGGCACAGCGUUGAUAUCUCGGAGACGGGCCUUUUUGCUGGCGUCUGACACUACUUCCUCUCUCCCUCUAACCUUUUGUAAGCGUCUCUUAACUUUCCAUGCCCCAACACCGUAUCCAUCUCUAUCACUUGUACCAGCAUCAGCUCGCAACACAAGCAUCUCUCCUCCUUGCUCUUGUUUUCCAAGCAGAGGCCACACUAGAGCAGCGCUUCCAAUAACAUUUUCUACAUUUCACGGACAUGACAGAUUAUUUACCUCCGAAGCCACCACCAAGAUCAACACCAAGGUUAAUUUCUCUGUCCCCGAUUCAGAUGGGGACGACGACGACAAAUAUAACAAGACCGGCAAGACCAUGAGGACCAAAGAAAUCGACAAGAAUAAGCUUCCACCCCCUUACGACCCGUUCAGUAAGAAGCCCGUCAUAGAGGAGCCCAAGGACCCGAAAGACUUGCAAGAAAUCUUCCACAACAUGAGGACCCAAGAUGGCCUGCUCAACAAUGCCGUCAAGAUGUUCGACGCUUUGUCCAAAGAUGGACUCACCCACGAGGCAUUGGAACUCUUCGCUCAGAUCAAGGACAAGGGUCACAUGCCAGACGUGGUGGCCCACACCGCCGUCAUUGAGGCUUAUGCCAAUGCCGGCCAGCCCAAGGAGGCUCUCAAGGUCUACUUGCGCAUGCUUGCCUCAGGGGUCGCUCCCAAUGCCUACACAUAUACGGUUCUUAUUAAGGGACUUGCUGCGGAUGCAAACUACAUUGGGGACGCCAAGCAGUAUCUGAUGGAAAUGAUGGGCAAACGGAUGAGACCCAAUGCGGGGACCUAUACGGCCGUGUUUGAGGCGUUGGCCAAGGAGCAGAAGCUGGACGAGGCCAGGGAGUAUCUGGAGCAGAUGAAGAGUAAGGGAUUCGUGCCCGAUGAGAAGUCUGUGAGGGGGGUCCUUAACAACAAGCGGGGACAAGUUUUUAGAGCCGUUAUCAACAUUCUCUUUGGCAAGUAAGAUUGCUGGCUACUAGAAUUUUAAAUUCUCGUGUCUUUUUCUCUUUUUGGGCCAUGGUAAUCGGUAUCAGUUGGAUUGAAUGCAUCCAAAGACAAAUUUUUUUUUCCC